Molecule: messenger RNA, 3823 nt
Organism: Melospiza melodia melodia
Lineage: Eukaryota; Metazoa; Chordata; Aves; Passeriformes; Passerellidae
Gene: IL7
Product: interleukin 7
Exons: 5
Coding region: 2261-2818 (185 amino acids)
Biological process (GO): immune response
Cellular component (GO): extracellular region
Molecular function (GO): interleukin-7 receptor binding; growth factor activity
Source: RefSeq, a predicted model, not a curated record
CAGAUAUGACUUUUGAGUUUCUGGGAGUUUACUGGAAAAAUGGGUUAUUACCAGUAAUGCUGUCUUUCUAUUGAAUUGCUGGCCAUAUGGAGCACUAUAAACUCCCAUUCUUUCGAAGUUACCCAACUUCAAGAAAAUCCCUUUCAAUUUUCAGUCUAGAUCUCAUAGAAUUUUUUAUGACACAUGUCUAAUAUUUUUUCCAGAGGACUCAUUCAGGAAUGUCUGAAAAAUUUUGAUUACCAUCCUGCAGUGGCUCAAGGGACCAUAUGAGUGUGCAACAUGUGAUCUACUUUUAUUCUGUAAUUUCCUCAUUUAAAAAAGAUUGGUGAUCUGUACAGUAUCUUGUCUCUUAUCUGUACUUGUUGCUGGGCAAGCCAAGUUUAAAGUGAUGGAGUCAGAUUGUUUUAAUUUAGAGGAUUGCUAUUUUCGUCCCUUCAAGUAUGUUUGUGAAGCAGCAUAUCCAAAUUGUUUGUAUUACCCUACUGGUGAACAAGCAUUGCAGUUCAUCUUUUGCACUGGAAUCAAGAGGUGCAAUGGGAGAUUGGAAAAAUGUUGCCCUAUUGUUGAGUUCUUCAAUGUUUUUUGUGUCUUUUAAAAUACUAAAUCUUAGUCCUUCAAACAGUUAAAUCAUUCAGCAGAGAUACAGUUAGCAUAGAGAUUUACAAAGAUAAAGCUCUGUGGAAGUCAGGUGUGUUCACUUGGAGCUUGAAGAUCGUAAUAGUCACCUUACAGAGUUUUAAAAUUUACUACAUGUAGCAUCCAUUUAAGAUUCACUUAGCCCAUCAGGUUAGAUUUCUUGAGACAUUAAUAGACCUCGGUUGAUCAGUAUAUGAAAAGGUCAGAAAAUCUGGUUUUCAACCCAUGAAAUUUCCAAUUAGAAUUUCUCAGGCAGCUUGCUCAAGAAUUCUGUGAUUCAGCUUGUACGGGUAAAAUCUUUACAGUCCUGUUUCUAGGACAGAGGUGUACAUACGUUCACAUGCAAUCUAUCAGAAAGAGAAGGCUUCACUAGUCACUAUGCAUUUUUCUUUGAGGAUUCAGUCUGCUGUGUGUGGUGGGAGCUGGCUGGGAUGGGCUGUAAGGGACUGUGUUUCUUUUAAUGGCAGUGAGCAUGAGGCGUGCCUGUGGUUCUUGCAUUUUGCAUUGCAGAGGAUAGGUGGGUCAAUGCAAAUUAUCGCCAAGUUUCAUUGCUGUUUUAUUAGUUGCUCAAAAUUGCUCUCUGAGGCCAUGAUUUACUAGUGAUGCCCAGGUCCAGAGGUGCCCAUCUCUUGAGUGCUGGACUGGCUGUACCCAACAGCCCAUCCCUGACAGAAAGGAAGGAAAGCAGCAGCUGGGGCCAGGGCAUCCCCUCUUCCUUUCCUGGCUCCUGUCCCACAGCUACUCUGUGUGCAGUUGUUGUUCUUACCCAGUGGUGAAGAUGGGCAGAAACACUGCAUACUCCUCCAGGAACUUGCUGUGAUCUUUGCUAGUCCUCCAUCAUAAAUUUCUACCUUUGUUUUUCCCAAACCUUCAAUUUAAGCAUUCUCCUAGCCAGACUAGCAAUAGGCCAGAGUCCGAUUAUUCCUGAUCAUAUAUUAUCACGUACUUGGUCUCCUUCUUUCCCACCACCAGGUGAGUCACCUGCGGCCUCCUGUCAGUUUCUUCAGGCUCUUUUGAUGUUUUGAUCUUUUCUCUCUGCCCAUCCUCACAGAACUCAUAGUUUCCUGGAUGUCAUGCAAAGACAGAAGACCAGGGGUCAGAGCAAGGGAAAGCAGUCCAGUACAGGGACAAAGAAAGUGAUGGGCAGUGAAGUUCGCUCAAAAAGAUUGCAGAAAUCUUGUGGAGAAGGUUGUGUUGCUGCUUUAUCUCGUGUUAUGGUCAGUAAGCAUGGAUUUGUACGUUUGGUCAGCCUGAAAAUGUGUUUAAACACGCUUUUGUUAUGGAGGUGUGUUCAUGGGGAUUUGUAGAAGUUGUCAAAGGAAAAAUGGACAGUCAAGAUCCAGCUGCAGGUUAAGACACUUGAAUGUCUAAACACAAUAUGAUUAAACACUCCUCUACAUGUGUCCAAUAUGGUUACGGUCAAAUAAAAUACCAUGUGAAUUCAGUCAAUCCUGAGGAUGAAUUCAGCCCAAGCAGUCACCAAGUAGCUGGUCAGCUCAAUAGCUGUAGGCUCUUAUCUUUCACCAGGACAUUUUCUGGAAAAUUCCUUCGCUAGGAUUUUUCUCCUGAGAAGCUGAGAAGCCUCAGAAAAGAAAUGUAAACAAUAAUUAUCUGAUUGCUUGGAAUGUGUUCUGGAGGUGGCUUACCAACAGCCUUUUUUAGAUCUACCUUACCAGUUCUGCCACUGCUCCUUGUUCUGUCUCCAGUGAAUGCAUCUACUUGUGCAAUGGGAAAUAAAACAACAGAAAUCCGUGUGAAGUAUGAGAAUGUACUAAGUCACGACAUCAAUGAGCUGGUAAAUAUGUCUGCAGAGAAUUAUGACUGGUGCUGCAAGAAGAAAAAAUAUGAAAAUAUCAAAGUGUUUUUCUGCAAUGAUACUGAGGAAAUAGAAUCACUACAGAGCAUGGCGUGCAACAUGCUCAGGUUCUUUUAUAAGCAGAGGAUCAACAAAGCCUUUAGACAGAAAGCAGCAUUUGUCUCAUGUGGGACAUUACAAGUUCUACAGUGUAAAUGUGAAAGACGUAAAAAAGAAAAGGUUUGCUCAGAUGUAUUUAGUUUAGAAGAUACAGAGACAGGUGAACAGUCCAAAAAGAAAUGUAACCAAGAAGUUUGUGAACUGAAAGAAAAUAUAUCUAGCCUUCGAUCCUGCUGGAAUAAAUUUGAAAAAAUAAUUUCCAGGUGAUUCCAGGUGCAUCCUGCUCUUUUCUUUCAAAGUGGCAUUACUUGGUACCUUUGCAUUUUAUAUGCAUUCUUCAAGUAAACUUGCUCGCUUAUAUGAACACUUUAUGCUAGCAUUCUGAUGGGAGGCUACUGUACCUUGUUCCUGGAGAUGACAGAAACAGAAAUGGCUGAACCAAGCUGCUGAAGUCCGAGAAGUGGAAAUAGAAGACCAGCAUUUGAAAAAAAGAACUCUGCAGAAGUCUGUGUCCACCUUUUGUGCUCUGGAAACUAUCCUGAAUUUUCCGAUUCUUCGAGUAACUUUAUAGUACUGUCAUAUGAAAGCAGCCACUUACAUGUCUACUGGAUUUUACAAAAAAAUCAUGGAAUCUGCAGGUGAAGAAAAAAAGAGUAUGAAAAAAUAGCUGGUUUCUUUAUAUCUAUGCAAAACACACCAAGGACCAAAAGUAACAAUUUACCAAAGCAGCAGAUUAUCUUGGAUAUGUUCUCCUGACACAGAAGUGGUUUUGGUGUGGGUCCGAUGAGUCUGCUAACUGAUUUGGGUUUGGAAAAACAGGGAAAAAGUUAGCUUUUUGAAAAACUGAAGAAGGGUACUGAGGUACUGAUUUUUGAGAGAUGCAGCAUGCCUCUGCUGGCUGAAGCACAGGCAAGACUGAAUCCUGUGGAAGAAGAAAAAGAUGCCUGAAUGUAAGUUGUUCAGUUGACUGGAAACAGCACUACACUCAUUCAUUUUAUCAACCCAGUGUUAGCUGCAGGAGGAGCUAGAAUUCCUUAGCUUCAGAUUGUGAUUUCUUAUAUGCAAAUAUUUUAUGUAACAUGUUUUAAGAUGUUAGGCAAACAUGACUUAAAAUAUGUGAAUAUUGUCAGAGAAUAAUAUAUUGGCAUUUAAGUAAUAAAGUGCUCAUAUUUUAUUUUGAAUAAAUAGAAGUAUUUUUAUAGUUAUUACACUUUUGCAGUUUCUUACUUUGAUAUAACUCCUUUGGUAAUAAAAUAUUUGUCUUCUAUGAAA